Messenger RNA from Carica papaya (papaya), 468 nucleotides. RefSeq lists its product as uncharacterized. NCBI's taxonomy places the organism in Eukaryota, Viridiplantae, Streptophyta, Magnoliopsida, Brassicales, Caricaceae. The record is from RefSeq and is a predicted model, not a curated record.
AUGGUAGACCCAGCUGAAAAAGUUGUCAACAUCCAAUUUGACAAGUUUUACGAGACUAGCCUCAGCCCUCAAGUCAACAAAGAACAACUAGACCCUUUCUCACCUUCAUCUGACCCCCUAGACUCUUGUACGAAUGAAGUACACAAGUCCAAGGGGGGGCUUAAUGACACACAUCUUCGCUUCGAAGAUUGCAUCGAGGGCAACAUCAACAAGCUUAACAACAAGAAUGAAAAGCUUAUCAAAAAAACGAGCUUUGAUUGCAAAACCAAUAAGGCACAAAAGAGGUCUCAGUCCAUUUCACCACCUCCAGCUCCAAUUGCAAUAAAGAGACGUCGUCGAUUCUUGUAUUCAGGUCAUGAAGAUGAUGAUAAUGAAGGCGAAAAGGAUUGUGAAUUUGGUAGGUUGGUAAAUAAGCGAAUAGUGAGAAAGCUUUUGAAUGAUUUCAGCCGAGUGGCUAACAAUGCAUGA